UUCUUACUGUACCUACGAAAUGGCUGAUGGAAUAGACAUACAAGUUGUAGCAGCUAGCCCCCCACCUUUACAAAAUAACGAUGUUACUGAAGCUCUCACUGACAAAGAAAUAGAACAGUACGGUGGGCUAAAUUUGUCUGAUCGAAUGAGAGAUGUUCUCCAACGGCCAAGAGGUAGUAUCUCUUUGGAACAACCUUCUCCAGUCUCCAAUCUAAGACGGCCUUCAAUUAUUGAAAUGGUGAAUAGUGGAGGCCUUGUUUUCAAUCAGCGUGGCUCAUGCGAAAUCAACUUGGAAAAUCUGCCUGCACAAGAUGUUGAAAUGAUGUACCACUAUCAUGGUCAUAGAAGAGGCUCUUUCCAACCUAGCGAGAACCCGUCAUGGAACCAGAGUCUGGACACAAAGGACUCCUUAAAUGACGACCAAGAAGAAACCGAAGAUAAACAACACUGCUGUUCUCACACACGUUGGAACCAAAAAUUCGACUCUCCGAUCCUCGAGAAGCAUCUGAGUAGAACUGUGAUGGAGUUUCUUCGAAUACGUUUCCGUUUUGCUCUGUUGUUUAUUGGUCUCUUUACGCUCAUCUGGCUUGUAUUCUUUGCUGCCAGCAUUCCAUUCACCCCCCCUGACUCAGUUCAACCAGUCACGUUGAGUGUGAAUCUUUCCGUGUUCAGUGUGUCUUACAAUGUUGGCUAUGUGAUUGGAGCGGCAGUGUUGUUUGUAUGCACCAUAGCUCUUCUGUUUUUCACCUAUUCCCAAUAUUAUAGGUUUAUUGCAGUACCACUAUCGGUUAUUUUAUUCAUUGUUCUCAUGUUCUGCUCGUUUGCUUUGGCACUGGCUUUGCAUUUUGAUCGAGAAGUACAAGGAUUCCUCACCAUGGCGUAUGUGGCACAAUUCACAAUCACCUCAAUUAUAAUACUGAUGAUUUUUAUGCUUUCCCGAAUGCCAUUUUGGGUUUCUAUAACCAUGUGUCUUUUGUACCUUGUCAUUCUAGAAACCCUUCUAGCCAUUUUCACAUUCAUUCCCAGGGCCCCCGGAGUUAUGGAAGGUGGACCUCACUACCCUCAGAACUUUUACGUCAAUUCACUUGUAGCUCGUAUCAUGUUUUACGUUUGUCUCAUUUCAGUUAGUGCGAGCACCUCUUAUCUUUCUCGGCUACGACAGAAAGUCACCUUUUGGAAGAUAGCACAGUGUGUCUUGUCGCAGAAGGCCCUUGAGCUCGAACGAGAAUUGGAAGAGAAGACAAUCCUCUCAAUGAUGCCAAAACCAUUUGCAGAAGAUCUGAUGAAUGUUCAAGUUCAAAUGGCAUUCAUGCUCAAGACAAAAGUGGGAAUUGAAAGCCUUGACCCACAGUUCCAGUCUAUAUCCGCACCAUUUAACAUUUGUAGCAUGGAAAAUGUAUCUAUUUUAUUUGCCGACAUUGUUGAUUUCACUAAGUUUUCCUCCUCUCUCUCGGCUCCAGAGUUGGUGGGGAUUCUGAAUGAUGUAUUCUCAACCUUUGACGAACUAGCCAUGCAGUGCAAUUGUGAGAAGAUCAGCACUUUGGGGGAUUCCUAUUUCUGUGUUUCUGGGUGCCCUGAGCCAGCUGCAGACCACGCCGAUAACUGUGUGAACAUGGGACUGUCCAUUGUUAAAGCUCUGGAAGAAUUCAGGAGAAAUACUGGUCACCCAGUAAGAAUGAGAAUUGGUAUUCAUACUGGCUCUGUGUUCUGUGGUGUUAUGGGAACGAAACGAUUCAAGUUUGAUGUCUGGUCAAAAGAUGUGCGAAUCGCCACCAAGGUAGAAUCGACCGGAAGUGCUGGUAAAGUCUUGAUCUCCUCAGCCACUAAGCUGUUUCUCUCUGACGACUACACCUUCCAAAGACUCAACACUCCCACUGGUGUCCCAGAACUUGCUGAUCUCAAGCUCUACUUUGUCGAACUCCCCUCUCUCAUGACUGACCCUGACAUGGAAUCAAGCAUGCUCAAAGAUGAUGUAGAGUUGGAGCCAUACCGCUCAUUAACCGCUCGCCCGUCUCUCUCUACUUGUGAGUCUCCAGUUCGUAAGGUGGCUGCGCCCCUCCCCCUCUGUCCCUGCUUGCGGGCCCAACACACCACUGCCCCUGUUGGGAGGCCAUUGCAGCCAGCUACCUCGAUUGUGGACAUUUUUUCUCGUCAGAAACAACUACAGCGAUGCACUUCGUAUGUGGAGCUACCAGUACCCAAACCUACAGACGAAAAUAAUGACAAAAUUGUGGAACUCAUGGAAGAACAAAAUGUGAACUUUGAAACGUAUUUCGACCCCCAAUUGAAAGCUAUCUCCCUGUACUAUCAGGACCCAGACUUGGAAGCAUCUUAUCGAAACCACGGACAAGACUUGGACGAUGGUUCUAACAUUGGUAUGGCUGAAAUCACGUUGGGAUUCCGGAUAACCAAGCUAAGCUACAUGAUUGACACCACUGUUUUAUUCAUUAAUUACCUGCUAAUCAUAAUUGGAUCUGUCGUUUGUCUGAACUCCGAAGGCACACUUGGGGAAGUCUGGCGUUCUCUGCUAGCUGUCGUUGUAUUCGGUCUGAUUAUUGACAUACUAAUCAUGGUCUUUGUGUCUGCUGUUUUUGCCCCAAAACUUUUCCCUAAGAGAUUUGCGAAAUUUGCCACUUUUAUUGUGAACUGGUAUGCCAGAUCCAUAGUUGCACUCUUCAUGAUCUACUACCCUAUGACUAUUGUGUAUGUGAGCAUAGCACAAUGUAAGACUGGAUUUGGAUCAGUGGCAGGCCUGGCUCAUGUCCAAAUGGCCUUCUUCAUAACAGUUCUUGUUCUGAUUAGCAGUAUCUCAUUCAUGGAUGUCAGCUACUUUGUCAAAUGUAUUGGAGGCUUUCUGUCAGCUGCUCUGGCAAUUGGUAUGAUUGUGGGCGUUCACAUGACCCUCUGUAUUGCCAACUCUAAACUGUACAAUGAAACACUGUCUACGUCUGCAACUCCGACCGAUUCGGCCAGAUUGGAGUCAGUGACACAUAAUGGUCGCAUCCUCCCUACAGAGUCCCCUGAAUCGUAUGUGAUGACCUACUUCACAAGGCACGUGGCCCCCGAAACAACAGUACUUUUGUUACUAGUUCUCAUUUUGCUCAUGGUUGUCAAUCGGAUGUCUGAAGUGUCUCUUCGUCUCCAUUUCAUCGCUCGAAUUGAGGCAUCGGCUCGAAGGAGAUUGGCUCGAUUACGCAAGGCCCAAGCCGACUGGCUACUAUUCAACAUUAUACCCGACCACGUUGCUAGGGAGUUGCGAAUUAACGGAAAGUACUCGCAAGACCACGAGUGUGUGGGUGUCAUCUUUGCUUCUAUUGUCAACUUUCGAGACUUUCAAAUGAACACACCAAACAGUGAUGAGGAGUCCCUUCGAGUGCUCAACUUAAUCAUCAGUGAGUUUGAUGCUCUUUUGGAUCGUGAGCAAUUCUCCAGUAUCGAGAAAAUCAAAACUAUUGGUAGUACAUACAUGGCUGCUUCUGGUCUACCACUGGAUUCACAAGGAAGAAAUGUAAAGCACCUUUUGGAACUUGUGGAUUUCUCAGAGAAACUCAUUGAAGUACUAGAGCAAAUCAACACACAAAUGCCUGGGUUUGUUUUCAGAAUGCGUAUUGGGUUCAAUUUUGGACCUUUGACGGCUGGAGUGGUUGGAAGUAGGAAGAUGCUGUUUGAUAUAUGGGGUGAUACGGUGAACGUUGCUAGUCGAAUGGACUCUACUGGUUUAGUGAACAAGAUCCACAUGCCUGAGACCUGUUUAGAAAAACUCUCUCCCUAUGUUAAUCACGAGACAUACAAAGUUGUCAAUGUGAAAGGAAAAGGCGAAAUGAAGACUGUGUUCAUUAGACUGGGCUCAAGACAAGAAGAUGAUGUACCUCCCCACAGAGCAACAUGUGAACUUCAUUGACAAUAAGGGACAUUUCAUAAUUACUCUAUUUCAUAUUUCAGUUUGUAACUCGUGCAAUCAUUUUUCAGUUUUUGUAUAUUUAUGUAAAUUUUCGUACAAAUCAUGUAUUUCUAUUGUUGGUGUAAAUACGAAUGCCAAUUUAAGUA
Messenger RNA from Halichondria panicea, 4047 nucleotides. RefSeq names its product adenylate cyclase type 9-like. NCBI's taxonomy places the organism in Eukaryota, Metazoa, Porifera, Demospongiae, Suberitida, Halichondriidae. Gene Ontology annotation, molecular function: adenylate cyclase activity. The record is from RefSeq and is a predicted model, not a curated record. Gene Ontology annotation, biological process: adenylate cyclase-activating G protein-coupled receptor signaling pathway; intracellular signal transduction; cyclic nucleotide biosynthetic process. The coding region runs from base 20 to 3901 and encodes 1293 amino acids. Gene Ontology annotation, cellular component: plasma membrane. The transcript is spliced from 2 exons.